Molecule: messenger RNA, 1455 nt
Organism: Lontra canadensis (Northern American river otter)
Lineage: Eukaryota; Metazoa; Chordata; Mammalia; Carnivora; Mustelidae
Gene: GPR143
Product: G protein-coupled receptor 143
Exons: 10
Coding region: 22-1455 (477 amino acids)
Biological process (GO): G protein-coupled receptor signaling pathway; melanosome organization; regulation of calcium-mediated signaling
Cellular component (GO): plasma membrane; melanosome membrane
Molecular function (GO): dopamine binding; L-tyrosine binding; L-DOPA receptor activity
Source: RefSeq, a predicted model, not a curated record
CAGCCGCGCCGAGCACGGCCCAUGGCCUCCCCACGCCUCGGGACUUUCUGCUGCCCCACGCGGGACGCCGCCACCCAGCUGGUGCUGAGCUUCCAGCCGCGGGCGUUCCACGCGCUGUGCCUGGGCAGCGGCGCCUGCAGUCUGGCGCUCGGCCUCCUGCAGCUGCUGCCCCGGCGCCGGCCCGCGGGCCUCGGGGCCCCCUCCCCAGCCUCGCCGGCCUCGGCGCGGUCCCCGGCCUCCGUCCGCAUCCUGCGCGCCAUUGCCGCCUGCGACCUGCUCGGCUGCCUGGGUAUUGUGUUCCGGUCUGCGGUGUGGUUGGGAUUCCCAGAUUUCGUUGAAAACCGCUCUGACAGGAAUGGGACGGACGUCUGGCCGGCUGUGUACUGUGUGGGGAGCGCGAUGUGGGUCCAGCUGCUGUAUAGUGCCUGCUUCUGGUGGCUGUUCUGCUAUGCGGUCGACGCCUACCUCGUGAUCCGGAGAUCGGCCGGACACAGCACGAUGCUGCUCUACCGCCUCGCUGCCUGGGGCCUGGCCGCCCUGCUGUGCGUGGAGGGUGCCGUCCUGCUCUACUCCCCAUCUGUGUCCAGGUGUGAGCGAGACCUGGAGCACGCCGUCCCCCACUACGUCACCACGUACUUGCCGCUGCUACUGGUCUUCGUGGCCAACCCCAUCCUGUUCCGGAGGACGGUGACUGCGGUGGCCUCUCUCCUAAAAGGAAGACAGGGCAUUUACACAGAGAACGAGCGGCGGAUGGGUGCCAUGAUCAAGAUCCGGUUUUUCAAAAUAAUGCUGGUUUUCAUCAUUUGUUGGCUGCCGAACGUCAUCAAUGAGAUCCUUCUCUUCUAUCUCGAAAUGCAAGCAGACAUCAAUGGCAGCUCUUUGAAACCUGUCAGAAAUGCGGCCAAGACCACGUGGUUUAUUAUGGGGAUACUGAAUCCGGCCCAAGGGUUCCUCUUGUCCUUGGCCUUCUACGGCUGGACGGGCUGCAGCCUGGAGUUUCGGUCCCCCAGGAAAGAGAUCCAGUGGGAGUCGGUGGCGACGUCCGCUUGCGAGCGGACCUGCCUGUCCCCCGAGGGCUCCCGCGUGCCCUGUGAGCGUCCGACCUGCAGGAAGGUGGCGGGGGUCGGCGGGCACACGUCGGACGAGGCGCUGAGCAUGCUGUCUGAAGGUUCUGAGGCCAGCACCGUUGACACCCCCGUCGCCCGGGAGCCGCGCCGCGGAAGGGGGGUUGACUGCGUUCCCCCGCCCCCGGGAGACCUAGCCGUGUUCUGCCCCCGAUCUGCCGCCCGCACCGGCCGGGCUUUGCUCCCGAGGACGCUCUCUGCCGACAGGAUCCGCGAGCAGGGCCGGGAGCGGAGGGCGCGGCUAAUGCGGACGCGCGAGGCCCUUGGCUUCUCCGAGGCGGCGGCCGGCCGCGGGCGCGCAGAUCCGGGCCCCCGGAACUCGAGCGAAUAA